Messenger RNA from Drepanopeziza brunnea f. sp. 'multigermtubi' MB_m1, 1500 nucleotides. RefSeq lists its product as uncharacterized. Gene Ontology annotation, molecular function: RNA binding. The record is from RefSeq and is a predicted model, not a curated record. Gene Ontology annotation, biological process: RNA processing. Gene Ontology annotation, cellular component: nucleus; ribonucleoprotein complex. Lineage: Eukaryota; Fungi; Ascomycota; Leotiomycetes; Helotiales; Drepanopezizaceae.
AUGUCGGGACCCACCGAGCCAGAGGCAGGUGCCCCCUCCGUCUCGAACGAUCAUGCUGUCAAGCAGGAAGAGAUCAACGGCACUGCAGCCGUUGCAGAGCUCGAGGCAGAGGCUGCAGAGGAGACCAAUGGCUCGACUGAAGUGAGGGAAGAGGCCAAAUCUGAGUUCAAGGCAGAAGCUACGGAGGAGACCAAUGGCUCGACGGAAGUUGAAAAAGAGGCCACGUCUGAGGUCAAGGUAGAGGAUGCCAAUGGCUCGACUGAGGUGAAGGAAGAGGCCGAGUCUGGGGUCAAGGACGAACCCAUUGAGGAGAAUGGGGACGCUGUCAAGGCAGAGAUCAAGGAAGAGGACCGAAAGGACGUCAAGGCGAGAGUCAAGGAGCGCAAGCAGCGUACUUACGAUGACGGCGUCUUGAAAACCUCGGCGCAAAGCAUUCCCGGCAAGAACAACAGUAAAUACAAUCCUGAACUCUUGCCCGUUUCCGAGGACCACAAGAUCAUCCGCGCUCAGGUCGAGUUCUACUUUUGUGACUCUAACCUCCCCACUGACAAAUAUCUCUGGGGCUUGACUGAUGGAGCUUCCAACCGGCCCGUUCCUAUCGCUACUAUCUGCUCGUUCGGCCGCAUGAAACGCUUCCAGCCCCAAUCUAAUGUCGUUGCUGCUCUCCGAGGAAGUUCUUUCCUCGAGGUCUCUGGCCCCGAAGGAGGUGAGCAAGUCAAUCGCAAAGUUGCAUACGACCCUACCACUCCAGCAAGCAAGAGCAUCCCUCGUUCCAUCUACGCCAAGGGCUUUGGCGAUGAGGAACCCAGCUCCCAGUUUGACAUCGAGGCAUUCUUCGCUCCCUAUGGGCCAACCAGAUCAGUUCGUCUUCGCCGUACCGAUGACAAGCUCUUCAAGGGCUCAGUUUUCGUCGAGUUUGAGGAUGAGGAGACUGCCGAAAAGUUCAUGAAGCUGGACCCCAAGCCUCUGUGGAAGGGUACCCACAUUCUCAAGAUCCAAACCAAGCAAGACUACAUGGAGCAGAAGGAGCAGGAGAUCAAGGAUGGCAAGAUUCAACCUCAACUGCAACGAUAUCAUAACGGCAGAGGUCGCGGUAGAGGUCGUGGACGAGGUGGUGAUCGUGGCGGCCGAGGCGAUCGGGGCAACCGAGGUAAUCGGGGCAACCGAAGCAACCGAGGUGAUCGGGACCCAGAUGACUGGAAAAAGCGCCGUGAGGACGAUCGUGCUUCUGGCUUCAAGGACAACCACCGAGGGCGAGGAGGUCGUGGUGGCCGUGGCGGACGCCGAGAUGACCGUGGAUCAGGCCAAAACCGGGGGUCUGAGAACAAGGUGCCCAAGUCAGAAGAGAACGGCGGCGACAAGAAGCCAGAGGUCAAGCCAGAGGUAAAGUCCGAGGAGGUAUCGACGAAUGGAAAGCGUCCCCGUGAGAAUGACGACGGUGCAGAGGAGCAGCCAGCUAAGAAGGUUGAUACCAAGCCCAGCGUUGCUGCUGAAGCAUGA